CCCACUGCCAGCAUUGAAGUUGCGAGUCUUCUUCUCAGGGUUUUAAGGCUGUCCUCUUGUUCUUAGUAUGCUGGCUACUGCUCUUGCGAGAAUGUCGCGUAAUGGUGUUUCAGCAGCUUUUGCCAGGACAAGUGCAGUUGCCGCUCACAUGUCCACCAGCACUCAGGCAGUGCCAUUAGAACAACUGGUGCUAUAUGAGUCGAACGGCGCGACGCGCACUUAUGUCUUGAACCGAGCAAGCAAACUGAACGCUCUCAAUAGUGACAUGUUCAAGUCACUGAGACCUCAACUGGAGCAAUGGUCAAAGUCCGACCUAUGCAAGAUUGUUGUCGGGACAGGUAUUGGCCGUGCAUUUUGUGCAGGAGGUGAUAUUGCAACUGUACUACAGCAUUCACUGGAAGAUGAUACUCGUUCAAAGGCUAUAGAAUUCUUCAAAGACGAAUUUGAAAUGAACUAUAUCUUGUCUGCGUUGCCGAAGCCAUACGUAACCAUCUUGGAUGGUAUCACAAUGGGCGGAGGAGUCGGACUUGCUAUUAGUGCUCCUUUUCGUGUUGCAACGGAGAAGUCGCUAUUUGCUAUGCCAGAAACCAAGAUCGGUUACUGCCCCGAUGUCGGAGCAAGCUUCUUCUUGUCCAGGAUCGACGGCGAAAUUGGCACAUAUCUUGCCCUGACCUCAGAAACUCUUGCCGGCAGGGAAGUCUUUGAACUAGGAUUUGCUACCCACUUCGUAUCAUCAAGAACGGUGCCCAAUCUGUUGAAUCGUUUAUCUGAUUUGGAGGACCCCUCGUCUGCCGUAAUUGAUCGGACCAUCGAGGACCAUCACGCAAAACGUCUUCCAGACGAACCGGUUGGCAAACUGACGGGCCGUACGCGCCAAGCCCUUGACUUUGCAUUCCGGCAUGAUACAGUUGAGGAGAUCGUGGAAGAUCUCACUAAGUUGACCUCAACCUCGGAUGACACGGUUGCUAAAUGGGCAUCGGACACACUAAAGACCUUGUAUAUGCGGAGUCCGACUAGCCUCAAAGUAGCGUUGGAAGCGGUCCGACGAGGAAAGACGAUGACACUGCUCGAGGCUCUUCAAAUGGAGAUGGGUAUUGCCACAGCUUACUGUAGCGGAGCAAGUUCCGAUUUCAAAGCAGGAAUAACCGCGGUCCUAGUUGACAAAACAAAGGGCCGCCCUGCCUGGUCUCCUUAUCAGAUCAAUGAUGUCACAGAUGAGAUACUGAGACGAUUCUUUGCGAGCAGCUCCAGCUACCUUAGCGCCGCGCCUACCUUGACACCACCAGACUUCCUUUCGAAUGUCAAACAAAACCCGAUGAAGUUCGCUCUGCCAACUGAAGACGCCAUCUUACAGUUUGUCAAAGCCAGGAAAGAUCUCCCCCUUUCUGAUCUACUGACACAUUUUGAUAAUCUUCACUCGGGCAAGCAAGGUGUCGCAGAGAAAGUGGUAGAGGUAGUGAAGCGCCGUUGUGAUGUCAUUGGUAAUCAGGGCUUUGAGGUAAUUACAAAGAGCAAUAGCAAUAGUCAUAGUCUACUCCCGUAGUUGCGGCACAGUAUACCGUCCUCGAUAAUCAUUGCUGUAUAUGUUUCGCACGCAUGCAAUUGUCACCAUGUCGUCCGCAACGCGGCGGACCGGAACCGUAGUCUAAUUCUUGGCGAUGACUGUUUGAACCUUGCCCUUCUUCCCUAAGGAGAAAAGUGUGCGG
Molecule: messenger RNA, 1706 nt
Organism: Suillus clintonianus
Lineage: Eukaryota; Fungi; Basidiomycota; Agaricomycetes; Boletales; Suillaceae
Product: 3-hydroxyisobutyryl-coenzyme A hydrolase
Exons: 8
Coding region: 68-1543 (491 amino acids)
Biological process (GO): L-valine catabolic process
Cellular component (GO): mitochondrion
Molecular function (GO): 3-hydroxyisobutyryl-CoA hydrolase activity
Source: RefSeq, a predicted model, not a curated record